This is a messenger RNA of Cotesia congregata, 1854 nucleotides long. NCBI's taxonomy places the organism in Eukaryota, Metazoa, Arthropoda, Insecta, Hymenoptera, Braconidae. The record is from the annotation of a GenBank genome assembly.
AUGCCGGAUAUAAAAGUCACACCUCUGGGAGCUGGACAAGAUGUUGGAAGAAGUUGUAUCCUCGUGUCAAUGGGAGGAAAAAAUAUAAUGCUCGACUGUGGAAUGCACAUGGGUUUCAAUGACGAGAGGAGAUUCCCUGAUUUUUCGUACAUCGUCCCAGAAGGACCGGUGACUAAUUACAUUGACUGUGUUAUAAUAUCACAUUUUCAUCUGGACCACUGUGGAGCGCUUCCUUAUUUUACAGAGAUGGUAGGAUACACUGGACCAAUUUACAUGACCCACCCCACAAAAGCGAUAGCUCCGAUCCUCCUGGAAGACAUGAGAAAAGUAGCUGUCGAGCGAAAGGGUGAGAGUAAUUUUUUCACGUCUCAAAUGAUCAAGGACUGUAUGAAGAAAGUCAUCGCGGUGACACUGCAUCAGUCUGUGAUGGUUGACCCAGAGUUGGAGAUAAAAGCUUACUAUGCCGGCCACGUGCUUGGAGCUGCUAUGUUUCACGUCAGAGUUGGCUCGCAGUCGAUAGUUUAUACCGGAGAUUACAACAUGACCCCUGAUCGUCACUUGGGAGCUGCUUGGAUCGACAAAUGUCGGCCUGAUUUGCUAAUUUCAGAGUCAACGUACGCGACCACCAUCCGAGAUUCGAAAAGAUGUCGAGAACGUGAUUUUCUAAAAAAGGUUCAUGAGUGUAUAGAUCAUGGUGGUAAAGUUUUGAUACCGGUGUUUGCUCUGGGUCGUGCUCAAGAGCUUUGUAUUCUCCUGGAAACUUACUGGGAGCGAAUGAAUCUUAAAGUACCUGUUUAUUUCGCCCUUGGGCUUACGGAAAAAGCGAACAAUUAUUACAAAAUGUUCAUCACCUGGACGAACCAAAAAAUAAAAAAGACUUUUGUCCAGAGAAACAUGUUUGACUUUAAGCAUAUCAAACCCUUUGACAAAGCUUACAUUGAUAAUCCCGGAGCUAUGGUAGUUUUUGCAACACCAGGGAUGUUGCAUGCGGGGCUGUCGUUGCAAAUUUUCAAAAAAUGGGCCCCCAAUGAGCAGAACAUGGUCAUUAUGCCCGGUUUCUGUGUUCAGGGUACUGUGGGACACAAAGUACUUGCUGGAGCCAAGAAAAUCGAGUUUGAAAAUCGGCAAGUCGUUGAAGUUAAAAUGGCUGUUGAGUAUAUGUCGUUCUCAGCUCACGCCGACGCUAAAGGAAUCAUGCAGUUGAUCCAGUACUGCGAACCAAAGAACGUCAUGCUGGUACAUGGCGAGUUCGCUAAAAUGGAGUACUUGAAAGAGAAGAUUAAGCAAGAGUUUGGGAUCAACUGCUACAAUCCAGCGAAUGGAGAGACUUGUGUGAUUACUACCAUGUCCAAAGUACCCGUGGAUGCCUCUUUGGAGCUACUGAAGGCUGAGGCUAAACGCUAUUCGGCUUUGCCGCCAGAUCCUAAACGCAGAAGACUUUUGCACAGUGUUCUGAUGCUCAGGGAGGACAGUGUCAGCCUUGUUGACGCUGAAGAGGUCGGAAAAGCUGCGGGAAUACCGAGACACGUUGUUAGAUUCACUUCGACUGUUCAGAUAAAAGAUCCUGGGCCAGUUCAGUCGACGACAAUGAAGCUGUUUCAGCCGCUGAAGGAACGACUUAACGCGUGGAAUGUCCAGCUUACUGACGGUGCCAUUUCAGUGGAGUCUGUUUUAGUUAAGAUUGAGGGAAGUGACGAGGACCAGAAGAAUGUGUACGUUUCUUGGACUAACGAAGACGAAGAUUUAGGGAGUUACAUUCUUGGGUUCCUUCAAACAAUACCUGUGAUACAAUUGCAGAAAAUUUUCCAUAAUUAUUGGUUGGGUAAAUUUAAUAAUCGUAGUGAUAAUAGUUAA